Messenger RNA from Pseudomassariella vexata, 783 nucleotides. RefSeq names its product oxidoreductase. The transcript is spliced from 4 exons. The coding region runs from base 1 to 783 and encodes 260 amino acids. Gene Ontology annotation, molecular function: oxidoreductase activity, acting on the CH-OH group of donors, NAD or NADP as acceptor. The record is from RefSeq and is a predicted model, not a curated record. Lineage: Eukaryota; Fungi; Ascomycota; Sordariomycetes; Amphisphaeriales; Pseudomassariaceae.
AUGGUCUCCGUACUCAUCGUAGGCGCAACCCGAGGCUUCGGGGCGUCUUUGGUGAAGCAAUACGCCUCGGAUUCCUCGAAUUCGGUGUACGCAACGACCCGAUCCGAGUCUGGACCCGACGGGUUCCCAGACAGCGUCAAGUGGCUAUUCAAGGUCGAAUUGACGAAGCCGAACGUGGGCGAGGAACUCACCAAGCAGCUUCAAGGCCAGAAGCCCUUCGACCUCGUGAUCAUAAGCGCCGGCCGCUUCACAACCGAAUCCUUUAGCGCCAACCCCUCCGAAGGCCCCAACUGGACCGAAGAACUAACCAUGUACACGACGAGCUCCAUCGCGCCCGUCUUCAUCGUGCACCAGCUCUUCCACUCCAAACUGCUCUCCUCUGGAUCAAAGGUAAUCCUCGUCUCAAGCGAGUCCGGGAGCAUCACCCUGAGGCACGAAAGCGAGGGAGGCGGGAACUAUGCCCACCAUGCUAGCAAGGCGGCGCUGAACAUGGUGGGGAAGCUGUUGAGUCUGGAUUUGAAGGACGCGGGUGUGGUGGUGAGUGUGGUGCAUCCGGGGUUCAUGAGGACGGAGAUGACCAAGGGGGUCGGGUUUGAUAAGUAUUGGGAUAACGGAGGUGCUGUGACCCCCGACGAGGCGGCCGAGAGUAUGAUCAAGUGGGCGGAGACGCUUGAUAUGAGCAAGUCGGGCGAGUAUUGGGCUCCGCGAGGUCCACGUGAUAUUGGUACAGCGGAGCCGGUCCUCGGCAAAGGGCUGUCCACCCCCAUGAAGCUUCCCUGGUGA